CGUCCAGGCCCCACUGCGCUCACUGCCCCGGCAUCAUGUCCCGCUCGGAAGAGGUAAACCGACUCACGGAGAAUGUCUAUAGGGCGAUUCUGGACCAAUUCAAUCCCAGUCUAAGGAAUUUUGUUACUAUGGGAAAGAACUAUCAAAAAGCACUCUCAGGAGUUACAGUGGCUGCCAAGGGUUAUUUUGAUGCUUUAGUGAAACUCGGCGAGCUGGCCAGCGACAGCCAAGGAUCCAAGGAGUUGGGUGACACGUUGUUCCAAAUGGCUGAGGUCCACCGGCAGAUCCAAGUACAACUGGAGGAGACGCUGAAGCUAUUCCACUCGGAGCUGUUAUCCCAGCUGGAACACAAACUGGAACUGGAUAUCAAGUAUCUGAUGGCCACCCUGAAGAAAUACCAAGGCGAACACCGUGCCAAAGCAGAGUCCAUUGAAAAGUGUCAGACAGAGCUGAAGAAACUGCGCAAGAAGUGUCAGAACAGCAAAAACCCACAGAAAUACGGGGAUCGCGAGGUGCAGUAUGUGGAGAUCAUGAGCACCAAACAGAGUGAACUGGAUCGGUUUGUGGCGGAAGGUUACAAAGCAGCCCUGACGGAGGAGAGGCGCCGGUACUCCUUUCUGGUGGAUCGCCAGUGUGCUGUCUCCAAACACUUCAGCAACUAUCACACUAAGGUCCGGGAACUACUGGCGGCCAAGCUGCCCGUGUGGCAGACAUCGUGCACUCAACCCACCCGCUUACCAGAGCGGGCGCUGGCCCUGGUCAAGCUCACCGCCAAUAACCUCUCCAGUGGGGCUCCCGUACCAGUCACUGAUGCUUUCCCUGGCUCCAAGAUCCUAGAAGAGCUAUCAGAGCUGGGGCCAAACCAUCGUGCCUCAAUCCAGGAGGUGACGCCAGUGCCAAAUGGUGACUCACACCGUGGGCAGGGAUCCCGGGACUUGGGCCAUCCACCGGUCAGUGAGCCCAUAACCAUCACCUUGGGUCUGCCGCUGACACAAACCACUCAGACACCUCCACAGACCAAGACCGCCGACAGCUAUUCCUGCACCCUGCCCAUGCCACGCAAAAUGUCAAUGGAGACUCGUCUGGCGACGCUGGUGGAGAACAAGACCCUGCCCCGCAUCAAUCCUCUCUCGGUCCUGCCUCCACGAUCUGAGCGGAGGAGAGUCCAGGCAAUAUUCUCACACGCGGCUGGCGAGAACAGCACCCUGCUCAACUUCCAAGAGGGAGAUGUCAUCCUUUUACUGGUGACUGAGGCACGGGACGGCUGGCAUUAUGGAGAAAACGAGACAACCAAAAUGAAAGGCUGGUUUCCUUUCUCCUACACCCGGCCCUUCCCCCCAGUCGAGGGGGCAGACAAACCAUUCAGCAGUGGCUUCCCACUUAGCAAGAUGAACAGUAGCAGCACAGGCAAUUUGGACCGAGCUGGGUCUCCACUCACUGUCUCUGAUGGGGGUGACGGUGGCCCACGCUUCGGGCCUUCGCCCCGUGCCAGCACGCCCCGCCAACGACCUUACAGCAUGCUAAACCCAGACCUGUCGCAGCUAGCAAAUGAAUUUGGAAGUCCAACUGCCUCUCCUUCAAGGACCAACCCAUUUGCUCACAUCAAACUGAAGCGUACAGUGACGAACGACCGCUCAGCCCCUCUCAUCCAGUGAGAGGUGCAUCAGUUGGUGAAGCCAGGGCACCUACUUCUCCCUUUUGCCCCCACUGUGUGGCCAUUCUACCUAACAAAGUGGUUCCGGCUUAGAGUUGGCACCUAGGCCAGGCGGGGCCUGCCUCCUCCACAUCCCCACUAGUGGUCAAUGAGAGUGUUGCAACUCCUGGGCAUGGGCGGCUGUAUGGUGUACAUGGUUGGCAGCGAUUCCUGCAGGGUACACAAGCCAAUAGCAGAAGGAAAGAAAAAAGGAAGGAAGAAGGAGCUAUGGAUGCAAGAAAUGGGGGCACAGGCGUGAUAGUUGGAUAAACAGAGGCGGAAGAAAGAUUGAGGAUGUAGGACUGGAGGUCAGAUGGAAGCAGGAGAAAACUAGGGUGGAUAGGAGGACUUAGAGUCACUUCUCACAUUACAAAUUUAUCUAUUUAUCCACAUCACUGGAUCCCGGCAUUUGGAUGCAAUCAGUGUUCAUUGAAACUCCCAUUGAUUUAAUUAUAUCUGAGUUGCACUCUCAUGCUUUGAAGUAAGACCCCAUCAUCUCAGUGGUAUGUACUCCUAAGUAAAGCAUUUAAGACCAGGUUGAAAGCAAGGCAUACUUAAACCUUAUUGGAUGCCAUGGGGUUCAGGAGCUCCUUCAAUGAGCCUUAAAUUCACCUCACUUUCUCUGGAAUUUGUACAUGCAGAGUGGGUUCAGCUGCCCAGGUGAUUCACUUGAUGGCUACAGUUAUGAUAGCCUGGUCAUUUGCAACCUUUAAUCUCUUAAGGGCAAUAAACGUGUUAAGGGAAAUACACUUUGUGGGUAAAAAGUUUGCAUAUGAUGAGAUCAUCAUCCCACAAAGGAACUACUCAGACACCACCCAAAUCUAUCCCUACAGUGUAGAAUUUAGAGAUGUCAGAACUGAAGACAGAAGGGGAGAAUAGUCUAGGAGGGAAGAAAAAGGUGAUCAGUGCAAAAGGAAUUUGAGAUAUCUAGAAAAGCUGAAAUCAAGGCUGAUUUACACAUGCAAUGUAAGCCACUUGAUAUUUCCUCACUCAGUUGCUCAAAAUGCCAGUCUGAUCCACACAGGCAUAAACAUCACUUGGCAACUGAAUGAGUGAACUGACUCCACUGAGAAGCAUUGCAUUUGUAGUGAUACAAAUGUUAUUUCUGCAGUGUUAGAUCUGUGUUGGUCUAUUAAUACACUGAAGUCCCCACUUCAUAUUGCAGUUAUCAAGUGAUAAAUUUACACAUGUGAAGUAGCCCUUGGUUACUUGGGGCUGAAUAUUUCAACAGUCUCCACUGACCAGUGGAUGAUCACAGGCAAUAUGUUGGUAUUUGCUCUGCAGUGGCUGUUUUAGGCAUGCAUGUCAUCACUUGCCAUUACUUUCAGAGUGAUGGUAUGCAUGUGACAACUUGCCCUUAGUUAUAAUCUGUGACAGGGCAACAUGGUGUGUUGAAGAGGAGCUGAGAUUUAUGAUUGCUGGGUUUUCUGGAAGUACAGUGGUUCCUGAACUAUUGUUCAUGGACUGCUGGAUAGUCCAUGAACUUUGCCAACAUAGUUCACACAGCUAGUGAGUGUUGCCUCCUCUUCAUCCAGAACUGGAAAUGUCACAGAAAAAAAACACUUGUCUCCCUAAUAUACAUUUAUGAAUCAUGGGCCACACAUUUUCUUCAUAUGUUCACUUUGUAAUUUAUAUUGAAUUGUGUAGUGGAUUUAACCAUAGCUUUAUUAGGAUAUAUGAUGGUUUGCGAGAAUAGAUUUUGUCCUGGUGCUAACAUUUUUGGGAACCAGUAAUGUAGUGAGAUAUAGACAGAAAAGCCAGGAGUCAGGACUCCUGAGUUUUUUGGGGGAGAUAGCAGAUUAGAGAAAGGCAGCUGAGAAAUUUUCAAACAAUUGGGGUUGUUUGUUAAUUUCAGUUACUGGAAUGAGUAACAAAGAAACAAAGCAAAAACACCACACAACAGUGUAUGUGUUUUGGGAGGACCAAAAUGCAGGCAUUUUGGUCAAAGCCCAAACUGAAUAAUUCAGCUGCAAAAGUUUUGUCUGAAGAAAACUUUUAAGGAAAGGGCAUGCUGUCCCAUUGCCUGUGUGUUACCCCCACACCGCACCCUCCCCAGGACAAAUGACCCACUAGUUUAAUGGUUGAGAUGCUGCCCCUUGCGGGCACAGAUGUGCCAUUACAGAAUCUCUGGCCUGGCUGCACUGCCAUAGUCCCUGAACUCUUGAUUAAUUUGCAUGUUCAAGGGGUUGAAUUGGUUGGUGGCAGUUUCUGGAAAUCUCCAUGGAUCAUGAUUCACCCCUUUUUCAUCCUAGGAUAAGCAAUUAUAAAAGCAAUACGCAGGGUUGUUACCUCUAUUGAUGUUCACAAUUCUGUAGUGAAAUGAUGGCCACAGUGCUCAGGAAGGGGCAUAGAGCUGAAACAACCAAGGACAGAGUUUGUCAAUGCAGGAUUAUUAAUCCCAACACGCCUGCUGUGUAUAUGGGUUCAUUGUGAGGAUCUCCCCUCAGCCCAUUAUCUCUCAUCCCCUUGUUUUCUUUACUCUGCAGUAUUGAUCAUACUCUCUUCCAUACCAAAUCUGAUGUCCCUCUUUUUCCUAUAGAUUCAGGAUGGGUGCAAUUGACAGUAUUAAAACUAACCCACUGUGGAAGUAAUAAGUUAAAAGAGCAAGAUCAGCAGAAUGAGUUGAGCCUGGUACAAAGAAAUGAUUGUCCAUCUGUUACGUUUUCAAAAUUUAGCAUUUAAUAUCAGGUUUGGAGAGGGAUGGGGGAAUGGCAUGCAUUUGAUGAGGCAAGACUGUAUACAGCAAGAGGUGGCUUCAGAUGCUGUACAGAAGGAUUGUAAGAAGGAAAGACUAAUCAUUUCCUCUGCAAUGAGAUGUGUGCAAGGAUGUAGUCAUCCAGGAUCGGGGGGAUUAUAGACCCCUUUUUGGGAGAGCAAACUCCCAGCCAGGUCUCUAGGUAUGAGCCAGUCAUCAUGAAAGGGGAGCUUGUUAGCCACUGAAAAGAGUCCUUGUCCUUUCACCCUGAUUGGAGCCAAUCAGAGUGAAAGGAGGUGAGUCAGCCACUGAGAAGACUCUUCUCAGCAGCCUCCCCUUUCAUGCAGAUUGGCUUCUAGGAAUGUCUGUUGUAGUGGAGUGUGGACUCAGAGAUGACACAGAAGUCACAAAAAGUGGAAAGGGGGCAUGGUUGCAUGGUGUGACUAUCAUGAAGGGAUCCUGCACUUCUAAAUUUGCCACUACACUACUGGAUGCUCAGAUGUAGGAGAAGCUUGUGCAUAUAAGGAGGAGGGGAUGCCCCAGUUCCUCCUUGGGACUUGGCACCGAAAACAUGAAAGGUGAAUAUACCUUCUCUCCAUCCUCCAUUUCCAUGCAAUGUCUGAAGCUGCUCUUGAGUCACAAAGACCCAGUGAGACAGCUGUCACCAGUAUGCCAGGACAGUUUAUUACUGUAUUAUGGACAAGCAGAUAAGGAAUAUUUUAUGGGCAGCGGGAUCAAAUGUGGGAUUUCAGUGUGGAAAUACGAUUGCAAAUGUCCUUUAUGAAAUAACCAGCGGCAGAAUUUUCUGUAGCAGAUUGUGUUUGCAGAAUGUGAUAUAUAUCUUAAACCUAUGAAGCUGAGAAGUGUGCCUUAUUAAUAGCAAACACCUAAUUUUACCAUACUUACAGCUCAAUUCUAUACACAUCUACUCAGAAGUAAGCCUCAUUGAGUUCAUUGGGGAUUAUUUCCAGAUGAGUGGUUAUAAGAUUGCAACCUUAGGGGCAUACUAAAAGAUACAUAUCUUUGCGUUUCCUGCCCUCUGCAAGAGAGAAAUGACCCCAGUCACGAUGUUUGUUUUAUGUACAUGUGUGUUUCUUGUUUUGCGUGUUUCUGUUGAAUUGGUUCAGGAGGCAUUUUACAUUCUGCAUAUUUUUACUUGAAAAUCCGAAGUUUGAUUUCAAAUGGCAGAAUUUUAUACCUAACAUCAAAGUUUUCAAAUUCUGGCGUUCAAAUCUGAACACUAAAGUGAUGAGAAAGUCUCAGCAAGUUUCUCAUUGCUAAAUGGUUUUGUUUUUCCUUAAUUAGUCUAUGUGUGUGCACGCAUGCACUCAGGAUCAUGUGCACAAUUGUGCAUAGCUGGGUGCUUGGUGUGGCUGUGAAUGAUGUACAAAAAUAUGAGUUUCCAUUUGGGGAUAUUGGACAGAGUGAGAGUGAGUGAAUGAGUGAGUGAGAGAGAGUGAGUGAGUGAAUGAGAGAGAGAGAGAGAGAAGCGUCAUUGCAUAGGGAUACAAAAAUGAGGUGUGCAGGUAUCCAUGGAGGUAUGGGGAAGUCUCUCAUUAGCUAUGUAUAUAUCUCUCUAUUGAUACUUCCUAAUUCUAAUAUUAAUAAAGUUUUAAUAUAAACCUA
This is a messenger RNA of Rhineura floridana, 6014 nucleotides long. Its product is annotated as brain-specific angiogenesis inhibitor 1-associated protein 2-like. Gene Ontology annotation, biological process: positive regulation of actin filament polymerization; plasma membrane organization; actin filament bundle assembly. The transcript has 14 exons. The record is from RefSeq and is a predicted model, not a curated record. Gene Ontology annotation, cellular component: cytosol; nucleoplasm. The coding region runs from base 36 to 1655 and encodes 539 amino acids. Gene Ontology annotation, molecular function: cytoskeletal adaptor activity; protein binding. Lineage: Eukaryota; Metazoa; Chordata; Lepidosauria; Squamata; Rhineuridae.